GCAUACUUGUUUAUUCAGUUGUCAAAACAAGCAAUUAGAAUCGCGAUUAAAUUUUGUCGAUUUACGAGCAGAAGAAAAAUUUUAUUUGCCAAAUCGUUCAGUUCUUAUGUUUUUGCGCUAAUCCAAAUUAUUUGCAGCAGUCAUUGUUCACAAAAUUUGCAUCUCAACCAGUUCGACCAAUCCGAAUCGUGAACGGAACACCGCUCUCCGAAGCAGGAUGAAGAUCCACUUUCGCGAGCAGUAUGGUUCAACUGGGGAGGAAAUUCUCUACGUAACACCAGACAAUCAAAAUUCGGUUGUCCGGGUGAAUGUGAAGGGGGAGAAACCAAAACUUCGAAAGCGAUUGAGCUUGAAACGAUUUUUGCAGAAUCUGUUCCUACCCGCAGGCUAUCCAGACAGUGUAAGCAGUGAUUAUUUGGCUUACCAGCGAUGGGACACCGUACAAGCCUUCUGCAGUACAAUUAGUGGGACCUUGACUACACACUCCAUUCUAAAAGGGGUUGGCGUUGGAAGUGAUAUGGCAAAUCCGUUGUCCGCCACCGUUACUUGGGUGCUGAAAGAUGGUACGGGACAUUUUGGUCGAAUUCUAUUUGCCUGGUGGAAGGGAACGGAGUUGGACAUAGAUUCGAAAAAAUGGCGCAUACGGGCCGAUAUUCUUAACGAUGUGGCCAUGGCUAUUGAUCUGUUCGUGUUACCGUGCUAUCCGAAAGCAGCUACCUUUAUACUGUGUGCAACAACUACGAUGAAAGCCAUUGUCGGUGUGGCUGGUGUAGCUACACGCUCGGCUUUAACCCAACACCACGCCAUUCGGGGUAAUUUGGCUGAUGUGGCGUCUAAGGACAGUGCGCAGGAGACCUGUGUAAAUUUGAUCGCAUCGUUUUUAGGGUUGUUCCUGUUGACCCACGUGCAGGAACAGAGGGUUCUCUAUGGUCUGUUCCUGUUCUCAAUUCUGUUGCACAUAUAUGCAAAUAUUAAAGCAGUUAAAGCCGUCUGUCUUCGCACUUUCAAUGAAGCUCGCUAUUUAAUCACAUUGGAGGAAUACUUCAAGACUGGAACGAUGCUUUCUCCGGAGCAGGUGAAUAAGCUGGAACGGGUUACAAUCGGCCAAACGGUUUCGCUCACGGCUCGAGUAGAAAUAGGCUGCUCUGCUCGUGAAUUAGCGCAGUAUUAUCGCAAUUGUUACGACUUGGAGAACGUAAUUGCGUGUUUUGACUCGCGGGAAAAGUUUCUCAUUUCCGAAACGCGUCGCUACGUUGGAGUGUAUUUGCACUUUACUGUCAAACCGUUGGACAUUAUCAAAUCAUACUUUUACGUGGCAUCGUAUCUACAGGACAAGAAUCAAUUACGCGAUCGCUACUGGGAGAUUCAGAACAAGUGGAACGAGUUCCUCAAUCUAGCUCAGUGUGAGGGUUGGAACGUUCAAGCGCAUCUGUUAAAAACCGACGAGUACCGUUUGGAUUGGAGGAUAUAAAAGAUACGUUUAAACACGGCCAGGAAGCGUCGUGGCUACUCAGUGAGAGAGAUUUUAAUUUAAACCAACCGUAGCAGUAGAACACAACCAGAAGGAACAGUGAGCAAUUAAUACAUUUCAAAACCUUCCGUCUUGUAACUGACACGCGAGCGACUUUUAGGGUGCCAAACAAGCAAUCUAGUCUCAAUUAUCGUAAUUAAGAAACGCACUGCAAGCAUGUUGGACCAAAUUACCGAAAGAAGUUCAAAUUAAAGAAGCAUUGAAUACGAGACAUCGAAAAAUAAUAUAAGAGCACAGCGUUCCCCAGCGUCACUCUAAAUCUAACAAAUUUUAGGAAAUAUCCUAUUGAAACGAAUAGCGUUAAUAGUGCUAUACAACUAAGCGAAACUGAAGAAUACCGCAGAAAAUAUUUUUCUAAACAUUCCAAUUAGUGAGUGCUUCGGCCCGAUGGCGGGCCAAAAUUGCGACGUAGUGUAUAAGAAUAGGUCGAGUUUAACCAAAGGUUUACCAAGUCACCCGUAAAUUUGUUUGCGAUAGAAUCGACAGCAGCUAAGAACCCGAAUUUUACUACUUUCGCUUCAACAUUACAAAUCAGAAUCCUAGCGAGACCGUGUCGCGCAGGUUUAAGCCAAACUCACAUCUUUCCGAUCCGAUUCAGUGACGGUUCAGUACCAUGGAAGGACACUAAUAUUCUUUCAUGCAAUUCAAAUGUGAGCAUUUAUAUACACUUGUCCGGCACGGUACUGUACUGAACCGUCACUGAAUCGGAUCGGAUAGGUGUAAAUAGUGCUUUAAUUAUUAGUCAUAUCAUCACAACGACUCCUUCCAAUAACGGUUGAAAACGCGUAGCAUUUGAGCCAGCGAAAUGGUGAUCAGUUGCUGGUAGUUUUAACAUAGCUUCUCAGUCCACUCCUAAAACACAUCAAUUUGUAGUGAUUUACGUAUCAAAAACGAAUAUCAAUUUCAGAAAGUAGAAGUUAGAAUAGAAUUGCUUUUAAACAAACGAAAAAUUACGCUCGAUGCGAUUUUAUGCUUGGUUUUGUACCUCGCAUGCGUUUUAUACUCCCUUGAGUCGCUUAUAAAAUUUUAAUACUGCUA
Messenger RNA from Topomyia yanbarensis, 2569 nucleotides. RefSeq names its product RUS family member 1-like. Lineage: Eukaryota; Metazoa; Arthropoda; Insecta; Diptera; Culicidae. The transcript has 5 exons. The coding region runs from base 218 to 1471 and encodes 417 amino acids. The record is from RefSeq and is a predicted model, not a curated record.